GGAGGAGACAGAGAGGAGGACACACAGAGAGAGAGGAGGACACCGGAGACGCUUCCUCCAUCAGCAGUGGUUCAGCACCAGCGUGAGGAGCUCGUCAGCCUGUGAGGAGGACUCGUCUCACGGUCUCUAGCUGCUACAUGGCCAGCUAGCACGAUAAAGCUAACUGUUAGCUUCUGGAGCAGGAGGAUGGACAGAGCUGGAGCCGAUACACCUGUCAGGAGAAGCAGCGACUAACCAGACUAAACCAGCCCUGUUUACGUGUUUGAGUCAACGGUUGUUGGUGUAACUGCAAUCUCCACCAUGGUGCAGAAGUACCAGUCACCUGUGCGGGUGUACAAGUAUCCCUUUGAGCUGGUGAUGGCGGCCUAUGAGCGCCGGUUCCCGACCUGUCACCUUAUCCCCAUGUUUGUGGCGAGUGACGUGGUGGAAGAAGAGACCAAUGAGGACGGUUCCACCACCAGGGUUGAGCGGCGCUGUGCCCUGGAUGUUGACGCCCCACGCCUGCUCAAACGGAUUGCGGGUGUGGACUAUGUCUACUUCUGCCAGAAAAACACACUGAACCGAAAGGAGAGGACACUUCACAUCGAGUCCCACAAUGAGACCUUCUCCAACAGGGUCAUCAUCCAUGAGACCUGCUGCUAUUCGGUUCACCCUGAGAAUGAGGACUGGACAUGCUUUGAGCAGACCGCCAGCCUGGACAUCAAAUCCUUCUUUGGCUUUGAGAGCACUGUGGAAAAGAUUGCCAUGAAGCAGUAUGCCAGCAGUAUCAAAAAGGGAAAAGAAAUCAUAGAGUUCUACCUGAAGGAGCUAGAAGAUGAAGGGAUCACCAAUGUGCCGCAAUGGACUCCCUCAGACCUUCCUGUGUCUAUCCCCAGACCAACCAGUCUCUUCAUCAGCCCAACUGUCCUCCCCAAACUGGCGGUCACGCCCCCUGUUUCUAUCCCGCUGCCCGCCGACGCCAAGGACGUCACCUCCCAGGACAUCAAGCAGGACAGCAGCGCACCUCAGGCGGACAGCCUAACAGAGAUUCUUCCUGGCACACCUGAAGAUAAGUUGGAUGCAGACUAUAUCAAACGUUACCUAGGCGACCUGACCCCCCUGCAGGAGAGCUGUCUGAUCAGACUUCGAAUAUGGCUGCAGGAGACGCACAAGGGAAAGAUUCCUAAGGACGAGCACAUACUGCGUUUCUUGCGUGCGAGGGACUUCAACAUGGAAAAGGCACGGGAGAUCCUUUGCCAGUCGCUGACCUGGAGGAAGCAGCACAAGGUGGACUACCUGCUGGAGACCUGGAGCUCACCUCAGGUCCUCCAGGACUACUACACCGGGGGCUGGCACCACCAUGACAAAGAUGGUCGUCCUUUGUAUGUCCUGCGGUUGGGCCAGAUGGACACCAAAGGACUGGUCCGCGCUCUCGGAGAAGAGUCUCUGCUCAGACAUGUGCUGUCUAUUAAUGAGGAGGGUCUGAGACGCUGUGAGGAGAACACCAAGGUGUUUGGUCGACCUAUCAGCUGUUGGACGUGUCUGGUGGAUCUGGAGGGGCUGAACAUGCGUCACCUGUGGCGCCCAGGGGUCAAGGCUCUGCUGAGGAUCAUCGAGGUUGUGGAGGCCAACUACCCAGAGACUCUGGGACGGCUGCUGAUCUUGAGAGCGCCCAGAGUUUUCCCUGUCCUCUGGACACUGGUGAGUCCAUUUAUUGAUGAAAACACCCGCAAGAAGUUCCUCAUAUAUGCAGGCAAUGACUACCAGGGUCCUGGAGGGCUGUUGGACUACAUAGACAAGGAGAUUAUCCCCGACUUUCUGGCAGGGGAGUGUAUGUGCGAGGUACCAGAGGGCGGCCUUGUUCCGAAGUCGAUGUACCGCACAGCUGAGGAGCUCGAGAGCGAAGAUGUCCGCCUGUGGACUGAGACUAUCUACCAAAGCGCCAGCGUCUUUAAGGGAGCUCCACACGAGCUUCUGAUAGAGAUCAUUGAUGCCUCCUCCGUCAUCACCUGGGACUUUGACAUGUGCAAAGGCGACGUGGUUUUCAACAUCUACCACUCAAAGCGGGCCCCCCAGCCUCCACGUAAAGACCCCCUGGCAGCCCAUGGCAUCACCUCUCCGAUAGGCAACAAUGUCCAGCUUAUCGACAAGUCGUGGACGAUGGGGCAAGACUACAGUAUGGUGGAGUCCUCGCUCACUUGCAAGGAGGGAGAGAGUGUGCAGGGCUCACAUAUUACGCGUUGGCCAGGUUUCUACAUCCUCCAGUGGAAGUUCCACAACAUGCCGGCCUGCUCGGCCACCAACCUGCCCCGAGUGGACGACGUGUUGGCCACCCUGCAGGUCUCCUCGCACAAGUGCAAAGUCAUGUACUACACUGAGGUGUUGGGCUCUGAGGACUUCAGGGGUUCGAUGACCAGCCUGGAGUCGAGCCACAGCGGCUUCUCUCAGCUCAGUGCCGCCACCACCUCCUCCAGCCAAUCGCAGUCCAGCUCGAUGAUCUCCAGGUAGAAACUGGAAGCUGAGGACUUCAAUGCCCACCAUCCCCCCCCCACACUCCACUGCCCUUACUAUCAACAGUGAAGCCAACUCUCCUCCUGCCCUUCCUCGUCAUCUUUGGACUCUGUUCCAUAUUGCACAGCAAGUCUCUUUUGAACUGAAGCAUGCUUGCACAAACAGAAGACAAAGAAUUUAAAAAAUCUGAGGCAAAAAGAAAAAACUAAACAGACUGUGUACAAUUUAAAGGGCUGAUUUUUUUGCACAAAGGUGAUAUAUUUUUUUGUGGCUGGCACCUCAGCUGGUCUGCAGUUUGAAUCAGAACAUCAGCAGAAUGUUUGUGUGUGUGUGGAAAGGUUAAAGGUCGGAAGAUGAAUUGAGGUGCCUCUGGCACGAGAAGCUCAAAGAAGCAAUAUUCUCAUCCUUGGAGCUACGGGAUCAGAUGAAAACACUGGAGGCGCUGUUACAUAUAUAUGCAUUUACAUCUACACCCACAUAUGCAGUGCUGAGACGACGCAAACCUCAUUCAUGUGCGCUCUCUGAUAAACUGGAUGUGCUGUUACAUACAAAUCCACACACAGACACACACACACAUGGAUGUUUGAUGACAUGCAAAAAAAUUUACAGUGUUUGCCAUAUUACCAGAGGGGUUUCUUGAUUCUGGUAAAUUGUUUAUAGGUCAAGUGUGGGUGGGCGGAGUAAGCUCUGAUCAGGACCUGUGUCAAAGAUCACCUGCAAUGUUUUUUAAGCCAUAGAGCUACGGAGUGGGUGGAGCUUACUGAAUCACAACAAUGCAGAUGGUGUCCGCAAAGUUGCCAGUUGACGGGAAAAUAACACUCAGAUAUUUUCCUGUGGCCAGACGGGCUUUCUGUCAAACCCCACCCUUCCGUCUCACGAGGGCUUUAUCGCACCUUGAAAAGCGUUUGAAUAUUUGACCUGGGUCCGACUCUUAGCUAUACGUCAAUCCGCUAGAAGCAAUAACAUGAGUUUGACUUUCUACUGUGUGAAAUAUUUCUAUUUAUCAUUAACUUGUAUGUGGACGAUCAUGGGUGCUGAUUGCAGAUGAGCUUUUUUUGGUUUUUGUAAAUUGUGGCCAGGCGGACAGACGAGCAAACUGAGCCAGUAAACAACAAAGUUCUUUGGCGCCAAACAUUCACUUCUGGUCUCCGAUACCAUUCUGUCAGGAGAGAAGCAAAAAUAACUCGCCAGCUUUUCUCCUGGAUACUUUUUUAUUUUCCUUGAAAUGACCACGGAUGGUUUGAUUUCUGCACGAUUGAGGAACUUGGGUCAAAAACAAGUGGUAAAGGAGAUGCCUUGUUACUGAUUUGUGAAUGUGCUACUGAUUGGCUAGCGCUCGUCAACCAAUGAAAAUGCCUGAAUUUGGAGGGUUGUGAUGUAACUCGGCAGAACCGCCAUCAUUCUCUACUUGUGUUUCAGAGUGAUGUAGAUUUCCGUGUGCAUUACGGAUGAAUGUUACCAAGUGACAUACUUUGAUGGUGCGCGAGUAGACAACAUAUUGAUACUGUACGUGUACUAGUUGGUUUGAGUUUGUUGCUGUAUUUUGGAGAUGAGUUGUUGAUGGAGUGAAGCAGUGUGGUGUGUUACUGCAUGCUCAUGUGGUGAUUGGGUUUAAAGAUAUAUUAUUUAAAGAUUAAAAUAUAGACAUUUAAAAAGAGUUAUGUGUCAAUAAAUACCAUUUUAGCCUUUGCAAGCAUUGCUUAGAAGCGUACCUGAUUUUUUUAAAGGUCACAACUGGAAUAAAUGAGCGAUUGUGAACUGAAUGAACAUUUCUAAAUGCAAAACAUCCAUGCAGCAGUUUUUAAUACGAUUUUAUUUGGCUGAUUUGCAUUGAUGACUUCACGUAGAUCAGACUCCCUGUAGAGGGCAGAAAUUAUUAACAUUUGCCAAGAGUCAUUCCUGUUCUGUUGCCAUCGUUACCGAGAGCAGCUGACGGCAAAGAAAUUAAUAAAAAAACAGGCAAACGUAGAUAAGACGGAGGCUUUUCUCCUUAUAACUGAAUCAGACUCCUGAAAAUACUGGCUCUGUCUUUUGUUGUUUUUGAUACAUGAAACUGCUCAUUUUUUAACUGUUAAUGAAAGGCCAAGGGGUUAACUUGUGGUAACUGUAUGUCAUUAACUGCAAUAACAUGAAAUGCUUUACUGAGAAAAAGGACCUCCUCAGAUUGUGGCGAUAAUUUAAAGUGUGUAUGAUGGUGUAAAAGAAUGAAUGUGGGGAUUAAAGGUAUGCCUAUAAAAUGUGUGUAAACGCUCCCUCUGCCCCUCACGGCAGGCAAGUUUCUCUACUCGGCCUCUUCUAAGCUUCUGAAGCAUGUAAUAAAAAUCACACAAUUUAACUUUUUUCCUUCAGGAGGCUUGACUUCCAUUUCUUCAACGGUUCGACUGAUGAUGAAACAAGCAACGUCAGUUCAACACUAAACUUAACUUCUUUCAUACUUCCCUUUGUCUCUCUAUGACUCUUUCUCACUUGUACACUUCAGUUUUGCUGUUUUGCUUUCUAACACUUUUCAUUGUGUAUAUCUUAGAAAGCAGAGUGGACCUUUUAUUGAAGCCAUAGGCAUCAAGAGAGCACUCAGAUCAGAUGUGUUUUGUUUCAAUUUACCAGAAUACUUCCAUGUUAUGCUGUCUGACUUUAGCUCUUACAGUAUGUUCACUUCUCAUCAAGAUCUCGUUGACGAUUGAGGGCUAUAACUGUUUGUCUUUACUGUUCAACACUUUUAUUAUCUGUCUCUCUGCUUCCUUCUCUGACAUUGUUGCAUAUCUUCUCUUUACCUUGAUGUGAGGAAUUAUGUGUAAAGUACAUGUUUGGAUUAAUGAGAAUAUGGCGCCUUUACAUUUUUUGAAAACAUUA
This is a messenger RNA of Anoplopoma fimbria (sablefish), 5340 nucleotides long. RefSeq names its product SEC14-like protein 1. Bases 301 to 2487 code for a protein of 728 amino acids. Gene Ontology annotation, biological process: negative regulation of RIG-I signaling pathway. The transcript is spliced from 16 exons. The record is from RefSeq and is a predicted model, not a curated record. Gene Ontology annotation, molecular function: RIG-I binding. Gene Ontology annotation, cellular component: cytoplasm; cytosol. NCBI's taxonomy places the organism in Eukaryota, Metazoa, Chordata, Actinopteri, Perciformes, Anoplopomatidae.